This is a messenger RNA of Austrofundulus limnaeus, 1310 nucleotides long. RefSeq names its product high mobility group 20A (gene hmg20a). NCBI's taxonomy places the organism in Eukaryota, Metazoa, Chordata, Actinopteri, Cyprinodontiformes, Rivulidae. Gene Ontology annotation, biological process: regulation of gene expression. Gene Ontology annotation, cellular component: nucleus. The record is from RefSeq and is a predicted model, not a curated record.
GUCGACCGUCGCUGUUGUGUCUGUUAAUGUUUACACGAAGAAGAACAGAGCUGCAGAAAGAAACACAGCUAGGUACAGAACAGGGUUUCAGUUUUCCUGCACUCCUAAAAGUGAUGGAUGAGCAGACGGGCUCUCCUGCAGCCAGCGCUGACAACAACAACCAGAGGAACGGAGACGAGAAACCUCGGCGUGGCAGCUGGACCAAAGGGAGGAAAAGGAAGAAGCCAAUGAAGGACAGCAACGCACCCAAAGCCCCCCUGACGGGCUACGUUCGCUUCAUGAACGACAGGCGGGAGCAGCUGCGGGCGGAGCGGCCCGACGUGCCCUUUCCAGAGAUCACCAGGAUGCUGGGCAACGAGUGGAGCAAGCUGCCCCCCGAGGAGAAGCAGAUGGUGGGCACCCAGCUGCCAGUGAGGCUCUUCAUGAGAAAGAUGCAGAGGGAAAGGACAGGACUGUGUUUGACAUACCAAUCUUCACUGAGGAGUUCCUCAACCACAGCAAAGCACGAGAAGCUGAGAUGAGGCAGCUGAGGAAGACCAACAUGGAGUACGAGGAGCGAAACGCAGCCCUGCAGAAGCACGUGGAGAGCAUGCGUGGAGCUGUAGAACGGCUGGAAAGUGACGUGAUGCAGGAGAGGGAGCGUAACGGGCUCCUCCAUCAGCACUUAGAGAGCCUGCGUCAGGCGCUCACCUCCAGCUUCUGCUCCGUGCCUCUGCCAGGCAGUGGAGAGACUCCCACCCUUGAAACCAUUGACUCUUACAUGAAGAAGCUCCACAGCAUCAUUGUCAGUAACCCCCAAGAUCACGAACAUCUCAUCAGCUCUGUGAGAGACGUGGUCAACCGCCUGGACAGAUAAUGGGGUUUCCUGGGAUUCCCGGCUCAGUCGAGGCUCUGCUCCACUCUACGGCUCGCUCUCUAACGUUGGCUCUUUUUAUCAUCUUAUCUGUGUUGACCCAAAUGUUUCUGCUCUCAUCAUAACGGUGAACGUGUUGUAGCGUCCCAUAUUUAUUAUUCUUUUUAAAACUUUUGCACCUCAUAGAUAGAGCUGUAAAAAUCUGAUAACUGGGUAUAAAAACAUUUUCAUUUGUUUCUCCAUCCUCCACUCAUUUAGAGUCCAAACUUUCACAACACAGCUGUUUUAAAAUAUCCAUUCGGUGUAUUUGUACUUAAUAUGACCAAGAAAUGUUGUUUUUAAUGUUCUGUUGGAAGAAGAAAGACUUGUGCCAUUAUUGGAUCCAUGUGUGAGAAGUGUUUGUAUUUCUAAUAAAAGUGUUUACAUUUGGAUGUGAACUCACGUCUGAGGAACAUUA